Batrachochytrium dendrobatidis JAM81 is the source of this 4542-nucleotide messenger RNA. RefSeq lists its product as uncharacterized. NCBI's taxonomy places the organism in Eukaryota, Fungi, Chytridiomycota, Chytridiomycetes, Rhizophydiales. The transcript has 3 exons. The record is from RefSeq and is a predicted model, not a curated record. The coding region runs from base 1 to 4542 and encodes 1513 amino acids.
AUGGACAGAGAUGCAUACAUACAUUCCAAUAAAGCCAAAGUAGAUUCAGUAAUUACACGAGAUAAGGAUAAAUCGAAUCGUACUGAUACUUUGGCAAAAUCUAGCAAAACAGAUAUAUCUCAAACUUCAAACCAAAAAGAUUCUGAUACCAACUUUAAAGAUAAAUAUAAUUCUGAUAAACCACCAAUCAAACUGGGCUGUGAAUAUGGUAUUGAUAAAAUCGAAUCGGAAUCAGCCAUCGUGUCCAUAUAUCCUUGUGCUGUGGAUACACUGCAGCAACAAACUAGUGCUACUGCAUUCCCAAUAAUGGGGUUUGACACGGUCCAGUCUAAAACUAUACAAGACACUCCAUAUUCAAAACGUAGUACUGAUCGCUCUUUCCAAUCAAGUACUACUGGGAUGCAAUCAAUUAUUAAAGAUAAUCAAACAGAUAGCGAUGACAACGAAUUAGAAGCAUGCACUAAAUCAUUAUCUUACUCGUAUCCUAAAUCCAAAUCGACUUUUUCGCCUACAGAAUCAGGUAAUGCAUGCAAUGACAGGUCCAAUGAUGCAGUCGAGCAACUACAUCAUACACUUGAAAACAUAUCCAAGCCAUUGAAAUCUUGCCAAACAGUACAUACAUUAAGCCUAACUUCAUCCAUGAAUCAAUCCAACAAAGUACCUGCUAUACCAACUUUAAAUUCUCUUGCGCUUCAUAAACAUCAAAUGUAUAAGCGUAGUGCAUCCAUUGGCACGAGUUUUUCAAAGUCGUACCUAGCAAGUAAAGAGUUGCUAUCACAAAGCUUUUCCGAAUCAAGGCUGUCCUGCAUUAACCAAACAAACUCCAAAUCAUUGAAUCAAAAAAAACCAAGUCGCCAAGAAAUUUUGCCAACUUCUGCUCAAAGUGAAUUACCAUUAUCAGGUAUAGUUAAAAAAGAAGAGGAUAUGUGUAAAGAAUCAAAAACCUCUAAUAGCUUAAAUUUACCCAUAGAUAUGGAUGCUGCUAAAUCUACCCCAUCGACUAGUUCUAAACGUAUAUGGCCAGCAAUUUCGUCUAUAUUGAACCAUACUAAAGAAAAGCGAUCACAAGAAAGUGUGGACUCCUCAUCUAUCGCGGGAAAACCACCAUCAAAUAAUCAUACCAAAGUAGACCACUCGACAAAAAUAAAGCCAUCAUCAAGCCAAUCCUUUCCAUAUAGUGGAGGACGAAGCCAUCAAACCUCUAAUAUAGACCGACCUACUUCAAAUUUUGCUGAUCACAAGCAACCCAUUCGUCUCCAACGCCAAUUCACUCAAGAAGAAACCAAAAAGCGAGAACGACGUGCCAUCAUGUUGUUUGAAUACAUUGCACAAUGCAAACAUGAUGAAAGGGAAGAAAAAAAGAAAAUUAUGGAUCAAUAUGUUUGUUUGCAACGAGUCAAAAUUGCAGCCGAGUCAGAAAGACUGGAAACAAAAAGAAUCACUCGAGAGAAACGAAAAUCCGAACAAAUGCAUCAGAUGAUUCGUCAGAAACGUGAUUGUCUCGAGGCAAUCCAUCAGCAAGCCUAUAAACACUUGUCACAAAAUCGUCCUACACCAACAUUGACCAAAGUGCCAAACGCGACUGAAUGCUUUGCAUUCAAUAGAUAUGAUUGUUCUGCUAAAGAGGUUACAUGUGUAUCGAAUGUCAAUGUUUCAGCACCAUAUGAAGACCCAAGUAUUGUGUCCGAGUCUGUAAAAGAUCCCGAGCAUACUAUAGAUGGACAAAAGGCAUACCAUCCAACACGUUACUCGUCUACGGUAUCAAUGAUGAGUUCCAAAUCCAUUCUUAAUAGCAACGGGUCAUUUCAAAAUCAGCAAAAAAGUUAUUCCAAAAUUAUUGUAUCAGGCCAGGAUCAACACGAAAACACUGAAAUGAGAGCCAUAAUGGGAAAUAAGCUUGAAAAUAGAAACCUUGGGCAUGAAUGCAUUUCUAGUCAAGCUUUGGAAUCAACUUCCAACAUUUCACAAAGUACUCAUGCAAAUAGACCAAACCGUUUAAUUUUGCACGAAAAGCACCAGAAAUUGUCUAAUGCACCAACUAAUUCCAAAUUGCACUCCAACUCAUCCAAGAUUGAAUUCAACCCAAACACUCCAUCCAAAUUGGCUGUUUGCAAUUCUUCACAUUUAGACUCGAGCAAAAAGCUUACCCAUCAUGGCCCGCGGCUAUUCAAAAGUAAAUUUUAUCAUAAACAAGCAUUAGAUGUCAAAGCUCUUCGAAAUCAGCAAUAUCAGUUUCAUCAUCCAAAGUAUAUAGCACAGAUACAACAUCCAACUAGCAAAGUAAAAGGAUCACUAUCGAACAUGGCCAAUUUAAAUCAAACAUCACAACUCAUGAACGAAGCAAAACCGUUCGCGACCGAACAAGAUUUUCUCGAGUUUAAGAAAAAAUAUAGUCAAUCUUAUACUUUAGAUAUUCCACCACCAGCCCCUUUAUCAACCGCCAUUGUGUCCAACACUAAAUCGCAUCAUAGACUUGCUCAAAAGCAGAUCAUGAAAGACAAUGCAGUACGACAACGAAAUAUGAUAAUGAAAUCAGCGUUUGGAAUGUCUAGUGAUUAUGAGCCAACACCAAUCGCUUUGCAACAUCACGAAAACGGAAUUUCGCAUGGAAAGUUAGGCUUUGAGACACCAGAGCCAUCAAAACCCAACGAAUCUGUUGCUAAUCUUAAAAAUAACGGAGCUGAACAGCUGAAUGAUUCGAGGUUGUCACGAUCAAAUCAAUCAAGUCAGUAUAGUCCGUCGCAUAGAUCAUCCAUGCUGCACACAGGAGGUAUGCUUUCUGAUAUAAAUGUAAACCUUGAUAGCUUAAACUCGCUCGGAAAAGACCGCUCCAUAAAUCAAUUCAUGCCAGAAGAAUUCCAACCAAAUGUAUCCAACGAUAGCUCAUCUCCAUAUUCAUCGCAGCAUAAUAAAACUCCAAAAGGCUGGGCAAUCCUUAAACAAAGCAUCAAGUUUGCUGAUAGGAAACCUGAUUUUUUACCGGAUUCUCAUUUCUCGACAUCUUCACGUUCUUUGUCAAAUGUAUCCGCUUCUGCACUGUCUUGUUUUACACCAGAACGAAGAGCAUCUUUUGUGCAUAGUGGCUCCAAUUCACCAAUGAAUCUUGAAAAAUUCAGAAACAGUGGUGAUGCAAAUGGAAAAUAUACAUAUAUUCUCAAAAGCUCAUCAUAUACCAGUAUGGACGAUGAAGCACGCGAAUUAAUAAGAGAGCAAGAACGUGUCGAGCGGCACAUUGAAGACCUUACAAUGGCUGGAUUAGCUGGUGGAAGAAGGGGUAGUAUUUACAAACAAUCUUGUAUAGCUCUUACUUCCGAUCGAAAAGGUUCUGGUACAAACUCUAUGGUAUGGCGUAGCAAGUCGGCUGGAUUGAAUGUAACCACAGUUGAAGAAAAUCAAAGCAGUCAAUCUGAAGAUAUAGUUGAAUCAAUAGAGCCCAAUGUUAAAGAUGUUGAAUCUAGCAGUCUUUUAGCUGAUAACCUGCAGGAAACUUUUAUAGAAAAUACGGAGCCUACAUCACCAGAUGAGCCAAAAUCACCCGAGUGUAUGAAGGCCAAUAUCCAAGAUUUAAACAUCGAACACGAUUGUAUAACACCAUUGCCAGUAGACCAUGACAGCCUAAACACUCUACUACACAGUUCCAUACCUAAAAACAAGAUAUCCACAUUGAAGAUCUACAAUUCUUCAAGCAGAGUCACUAGCGGACAACCCAAUAGUAUUGGUGAUCAUGAAAACGAACCCUCUGUGUCAUCAGAGCCAUUCAUGGAUAGUAUUUCCAUAUAUAGUACAGCCUAUGCCAAAAAUGAUGGCGAGUUUACUCUUUCCAAACCUAAUCUGAUACAUGAAGCAAUUCAAGAAAUAGGAUCGCAUCAAGCUUUCUGUGCACCACUUGUCGGAAUUUUAAAAAAAAAUACCGAUACUGGUCUAGCUGAACCAGACAAAUUAGAGGCCUCAAUUCAAUGCGUUUCCACUACACAAUCGUCAAACAGUGAUGUCUUUCAAAUAUCUGAAAAUAGAGCAUUGGCCGCCAACAGUUUACAUCCACUUGCAUGCCCAAAAAUGACAUGGUCGCAUUUGGGAAUGUCAGCAGUGGCAGAGUUUGGAAAAACACUUCUCCCAACAAAGUAUGUGCACGAAUUCAAGAUCCAUACAACCAGCACGAAUAUUUUAGGCGAUAUUGAUCAACCAAAUGCUCUAGAACAACAGAGACGGGUUAAACCGAAUUCAUUAUUUGCCGCCAAGGCUGCAGAAAACGAUGCAUACAUGUCAUGUCUAAAAAAGGUGGCUUCAGUAAACCUCAACUUUGAUAAAAAGCAAAAAAGUUGUUUCGACCCAUUACUAUGCAAAAGUGAUAUACUUGCUGAUCAAACAUCGGCCAACAAAAAACCACGAGCAAUACGGCCUUGGGAUGGAGUCAGGAUGAAAAUAAGCGACAUGCCUUUGGACAUUGGCUUUGAUUCGGCCACCAAUGAAAAUGGCAAGGUUAAAGAAAAACCUAGUCUUGUUCUCCAAAAUGUGCGAUUCUGGAAUCCCAAGAUUGAGUAG